Centruroides sculpturatus (bark scorpion) is the source of this 1185-nucleotide messenger RNA. RefSeq lists its product as uncharacterized. The transcript is spliced from 2 exons. Bases 342 to 1079 code for a protein of 245 amino acids. The record is from RefSeq and is a predicted model, not a curated record. Lineage: Eukaryota; Metazoa; Arthropoda; Arachnida; Scorpiones; Buthidae.
UGUCAGAGCUGUCAAGCGUGCGAGUGAACUUUUUUUGAGAGGUUGGUAGAACAAGUUUGGGAUGGAAAUAACAAAAAAUUACGCAAUGUGGUAUGUACAAAUUAGAGCUGUUGACAUUAAUUUAACAUUGGGAAUGAUUAAAAUACUAUUAAUAAUUGCCGGAAUUGAAAUAAAUCCUGGUCCUCUCCCCCGCUCACCACUUCGGUCAAGUCAGUUGGAUAUGCAAAAAAGGGGGCGGGGUAGACCUAGGAAGGAAAGUCACAAGGAUGAAGAAAGGGAAACACAGUUACUGGAAAUUUUAAGUGAGGAAUACCAAAUUGAAGAAAAGGUCGAAAGAAAUAAUGGGACCCCGAGAAAUUCGAAAAUUCAGGAUUAUUUUAAACCGGCAAGAGAAACCGAAAAACAAGUUAAACUUAGAAAUUCAAUCAAUAAAAGCUGAAGUUAAUAAGAUAAAAGAAGAAAAUAAUAGUUAUAAAGAAGAGAUGAAGAUAAUUGGUUACAAGAUACAAAAAUUAGAAGAAAAUUAUAAAAAUAACGAAAAGAUAAAAGGUAUGUUGGAAUUCGAAUUUGAUAAAUUGGUAAAUGAGACUACAAAUAAGAAUAUAAUAAUUUUUAAUUUUCCGGUUAAAACAUGGAACGUUGUUCAAGAAAUCAAACAAUUUAUUAACGAAGAAUUAGGUCUAAAAAAUAUAGAAAUUGAAGGACUAGUUCAACUUAAAAAUAGUAAGAAUAACCUAAUAAUAAAAGUAAUUCUGGAAUCUGUAAAAGAUAGAAAUUUAGUUCUCAAAAGAUUUUGGACUUUGAAACCAAAAAUUGUUAAUGAAACCGAGAAAAAAAUAAUAAUUACAACGGAUUUGUGUAUUAGAUCAAGAAUUAGAAGAAAAAAACUACAGGAUCAAAUUAAAGUGGAAAAAACUACUAAAAAUAAAAUAUUAAUAAGAGAUGAUUACUAUAUUAAGGAUAAUAUAAUAUAUACAAUUGAUAUGAAUACAAACAAGAUUCUUCAAAUGGAUUGUUCUCUUAGAAAUACACAGACGAUUAAAAAGAACAGGACUGACAAGAGAAUCAUACCGAAUUAAGUUUAUAUUCCUCUAAUAAGAAAACAGUAAUUGAAAAAAAUUGUAAUAAAAGCUUAGUAAAACUGGAAAAUAGUAAAGUAAAAGUAAAGGAAAAAAUGUUAGUAAU